Molecule: messenger RNA, 1578 nt
Organism: Tripterygium wilfordii
Lineage: Eukaryota; Viridiplantae; Streptophyta; Magnoliopsida; Celastrales; Celastraceae
Product: aluminum-activated malate transporter 8-like
Exons: 7
Coding region: 1-1578 (525 amino acids)
Biological process (GO): malate transport
Cellular component (GO): plant-type vacuole membrane
Source: RefSeq, a predicted model, not a curated record
AUGUACUGUGCAGCAUUUAGUUCUGAACUUAUCAGUGGACUAAACUCUUAUCUGACACCAAAUUUUCUCAACAACAAUAAUUUAGCAAUGAAUCAGUUAGAGACUCAAGAGAAGGCAGGACCGUUGGGGCGGGCACGAGGCUGGCUUAUGUCCUUGCCUGGUAAGUCCAUGGCCAAGGUCAAGGCAGGUGCAAAGCGCAUAAAAAAGCUUGCACAAGAUGACCCAAGAAGAAUUACUCAUUCAAUGAAAGUGGGUUUGGCUCUAACAUUGGUGUCCUUAUUGUAUUAUGUCAGACCUCUCUAUGAUGGGUUUGGUAUAUCAGGAAUGUGGGCUGUGCUAACAGUGCUGGUAGUCUUUGAGUUCACAGUAGGAGGGACUCUAAGCAAAUGCAUAAACAGAGGAUUUGCAACACUAUUAGCUGGUGCACUUGGGGUUGGAGCAAAACACUUGGCAACUAUAUUUGGAAAGAAAGAAGAGCCAAUUAUACUUGGAUUCUUUGUCUUCAUAUUGGGUAUGCUUGAAUAUAUAUAUAUAUAUAUAGAUACAGCAUACAUAUUGGUUCUGGCAAGAUAUGAAUAUGGAGUGUUGAUAUUUAUAUUGACAUUCAGUUUGGUAUCUGUAUCGGGUUAUCGGACGGAUGAAAUCUUUGUGUUUACCCAACGAAGACUGUCAACAAUUUUAAUAGGUGGAGCAACCUGCAUAAUUGUAUGCAUCUGUGUGUAUGCUGUAUGGGCUGGUGAGAAACUUCACCAGUCAGCUGCUUCCAAUAUAGAGAAGCUCUCAAGAUACCUAGAAGGUAUUGGAGGUGAAUGUUUUCAUGGUGGGGAUGCUGAAGAAUCUAAAAAUCACAAAUCAUAUCGAGAAGGAUAUAAAAGUGUUCUUAAUUCAAAAUCCAUUGAAGAUGCAUUGGCAAAUUUUGCAGUAUGGGAAGCUGGACAUGGAAAAUUCAGGCUAAGGCAUCCAUGGAAACAAUACUUGAAGAUCGGAUCGCUCACAGGACAAUAUGCUUGUCACAUUGAAGCUCUCAGUGGCUUCAUCAACAACGACGCCAACGAAUCGCCAAAAUUUCAAACCGAAAUCCAAGAAUCAUUGCUAAAGAUGAGUACAGAAUCCGGGGAGGCACUGAAAGCACUAAGUUCGUCGAUCAAAACAAUGACAGAUCCUUCCCCUGCCAAUUCCCAUCUAGAGAACUCAAAAGCUGCCAUUAAGGACCUUAAACUUGCUCUCAAAGCUGCAAAUUUUGACAAUGCAGACAUCUUAGCAAUUGUACCUUGUGCAGCAAUUGCUUCAAUACUUAUGGAAAUCGUUGAUUGCGUAGAGAAGAUCACUGAUUCAGUCCACCAGCUUUCGCGCCAAGCACAUUUUAAGAGCGUAGAACGACCUUUAUCACCAGAGAAACCGCAGUUCCUUCAUCGUGGAAGCAUUAAGCCUGUCGCGGAGGACGUAGUUAUUACAGUAAAUGAGGCAUCUACUAACCAUUCAUCAGAAGAUAAUAAUACUCAAUUGCCAACAAAACCCAUCAACAAUGUUCGAAUCGGAACUAGAAGGAGAUCAAAAGUGGACGAUGAAGAAGAUUGA